ACGCCACACGCGGGCAGGAAAACUGUGUCACGUUGCUGAAACUAUAAAACAAUAAGAUCGCCUUCAUUUCAAGGGUUGUUGACGAAUUAUCCCGAAAUAGUACGGAGCUGUAAACCUCACUGACAUUAAUUUGUGGCUUCAAAGAGGCGAAGAGGAAACCUUCCGCUGUAGCUGAAGAACAAGUUUGACAAACGAAACGCUUCCCGUUCGCAGCUGUCAGUUUCAGAAGUUUGUCGACGGAAAAAAAUGGAAUCUUUACGGCGUUUGAAAACCGUUGAAAACUCUUUCGUGGCUGUUAUGGAACAGUUUGUGAAGACAGUCGACAGAAUGGAUAACACUGUACUCAUCCCUAUGAAGUUGAUAGAUUUGCCUGUGAAAGAUUUAAUGCCGACGAGCGGGAAAGACUCGUAUCUUCAAAAUACCACGAACAUGAGAGCCUUCUACUUCAUGGUAAAGGCAUUGAGAAUUAAGCUGUCACUGGGAUAUGGUCCACCGACUGAAAACGAAUCGAACAUUAUUCCACUCGAAAGAGAAAUCCAAGACUCCUGCCAACGCUUAAAUCAGCUUACUUUGUUGGCGAGGUACAUCAAAACAUCAGCGCAAAACCUUGGUCCUAACCAUGAACUACCUUCUUUCAAGGAGUUCAAGGCCAAGACGACAUUGGAUCCCGAAAACUGCCUCGUGGAAGCUAUUAAGAAGUUUGCUGACGAAGUGGAAUCUAUGGAAAAGUCCGUUUUGUUCCCUCGUCUCCUCGACGACUACAGUGUGAGCGAGCAGAUGCCUCAAUUUGAGGAACAAGUCAAAACUUUGCUCGAUGUUUUCGUUUUGCUUGAGAAACUUCGCACUGAAUUGCUCUCAGGCUCGCGGAAUUUCGAGCUUCCAGAUCCUAAAUUGCACCAAAAACUGUCGGAGUUGUUCCAAACAUUUUUGCAGUAUACAACUAUGGCUCGAAAUCUUACUGCUCGUUAUGAAGAAGAGGUGCGAUGCUUUUGAUUUGGAACUGAACUAGAAUCAAACGAACGUUUUUACACGCUCGAAAGGUGCGCCGAAUCGUGAAAGAUUUAACUCGAUUAUUGUGCUAAUUUUCUUUGCGCUCUCUUGCAAACUUCUUGAUUUUUUUGCGAGGUUGCUGACGAUCAAGUUCAUUUUGUUCAAUAUUGAAAAAUGACUUAACGAUUUUGUGUAUACUUUAAAAUUUAAAAGAAGCUCGUAAAUAUUGUAAUAUGUAGCAGAACUACAAUAAUUUUGACUGUAUUUGUCGGACAAGAAUGUACAGAGAAAUUGCGGUACAAAGUUUCGCAAGAAAUUGUAAAGUUUGUUGUUCAAAACACGUUAAAAGGUGUAAAUUUAUGGUUAAGUGGAAAGAAACUUGUACGCAUACAAUAGAGGUAUUGCAGCGAAAGUAAAUUCUUUUCAAAGGUAAAUGAGAUGUUUAUUUAUGUGAACACUAGUCCUUAACUUAUGUAUAAGUAAUUACGUAAUCUGCAUUGUGUUGGCAUCGUUUGCCACAGAAAUCGUCAAACAGAAAAAAAUGGUCUGUCUAGAGAAAGAUCCUGUUUCUCCACAAGGCACGUUUAAGCUAAAAUAUUUCGGGUUGGGCGGGCAAUUAUGUAAAUUUUUUAGCCUAGUAUGGUCCAAUAUAGAAGUGUGACAAUGGUUUA
This is a messenger RNA of Stylophora pistillata, 1661 nucleotides long. RefSeq lists its product as uncharacterized. Gene Ontology annotation, biological process: regulation of lipid biosynthetic process. Lineage: Eukaryota; Metazoa; Cnidaria; Anthozoa; Scleractinia; Pocilloporidae. The record is from RefSeq and is a predicted model, not a curated record. Gene Ontology annotation, cellular component: cytosol.